UAAAGAUCGAGGAAGUAAACGUACAUAUUUAUUUUCUUCUAAUUUUUUUGUUGUUGCUAAUAUUUUAUUCAUUUUUCUCUUUCUCUCCGUCUGUGUGACUUGCGGUUUAAUUCGAUGACAUUUUAGAGAAAGUAUAUAAACGGGCCAUAAACUAGUUUGGAGAAUAUUAUAAAUUCUCAGAAAAAAAAGGCAAACGCGCGAGAGAAAAAAAAAUUAAUACAAGACAAGAAGAAGACGAAGAAGAAGAAAUAUAAUGACGAGUCAGGCGGAAGCAGCCCAGAACGGCGGCGGCGGCAGCAGGCGGGCCAGGCUGCGCGAAAAGCUGAACUCGGUCAGCCAUCCGAUGAUCGGCGGUCUGCCCUUCAGCCUCGACUUCAACGAGCUCAGCGACGAGUGGAAGGCCUACGCGGCCGAGGAGCUGCGCGAGACGCCGGAGAACGUCGAGGAGGGCCUGAAGAUACUGCGCGAAAAGCUCGCAGGCGAACCGGAUCUGGUGGUACCAACGAGCCAGGAACAUUUGGAGAAAUUUCUGCGACCCUGCAAGUGGUAUCCCGACAGCGCCUUUGAAUUGAUGAAACGCUUUUACAAGUAUCGCGCUAGCCAUCCCAAGUACUGCCAGGACCUCACCCCGACGAACGAGCGCACCGUGAUCGUGUCGGGGGUGCUGUCGCCCCUGCCCAGGAUCAACGACGACGGCGUGCGCGUCUUCCUCAUCGAGGCCGGCAAAAAAUGGAAGCCCAAGGAGGUCACGCUCGAUCAGAUGUUCCGCGGUGUCAUCUUCUAUCUCGAGGCGGCCAUAUCCGAGCCCAGAGCCCAGGUCUGCGGCGUCCGAGUGAUCGUCGACAUGGACGGCCUGUCGCUGUCGCAGGUGACGCACUUCACGCCCAGCUUCGCCGGCGCCGUGGCCGAGUUCGUCCAGCGCUGCCUGCCCUGCCGGCUCAAGGGCAUACACAUCGUCAAUCAGCCCAUCAUCUUCAAUAUGGUCUUUGCCUUCUUCAAGCCCUUUUUACACGAAAAGAUGCGCAAGAGAAUCGUGUUCCACGGCACGAACUGGGGCUCGCUGAGACCCUUCUUCGACGCCGCGACCCUGCCCAAAAAGUACGGCGGCGAUCUGGACUUCCCCGAGGACCCGCUCCUGAGCGAGAAAUUCUUCUCCUACGUCAUGAAUUUCGAGGACGAAUUUUUAGCGUCGAGUAAAAAUGGAUACGUCAAGCCGCAAAAAAGUUGAAGCACAUAAUUCACCGCACACACCAUGAAGAUGGACGAGUUUUUUUCUUUUCUUUUUUUUUUUUUGUCGUUCGUAAUACCAACGCAAAUUACACGCUGCGCAGCUUGGUAAUGCAGAAAGAAAAGUAAAGGAAAAAAAAAUUAAGAAACACACAGACACACACAGACGGAGAGAAAAGUGCAAUCAGUGACGAUGACCAGCGCGUGGAUUACAGUACAUAUUUUAUACCGUGUAUAUUUAAAUACAUUCCUUAUGUAGUAGCAAAAAAAAAGACAGUGCGUGACGAUGGCCGUUACAUAUAUAGGCAUAUUAUUGCGCAAGCGCAUUGACCUCUGGAGAACGUGGGGGAGGAUUUUUUUCAAUUUACGAAAAUAUCACGAUCUUUAAAUCUGAUAAAUUUCACACUUCAAAUAGUUUAUACCCCCCCCUUGGUCCUCCGAAGCUCGAUCGAUCAGAUGUAGCGGUAUAGAUUGUUCAUAUAAAUAUUAUUGUUUUUAUAUAGCGAAGAAAAAAGAGAUAUAUACUGCUGAGAGAUUUCAUCGUGUUUCGAUACACAAACGUUACAUAGGAAAUACAAAUGAAUGAUUAACCGAUUUACAAAAUAAAUUAAAAAUUACAACUAUA
Molecule: messenger RNA, 1852 nt
Organism: Trichogramma pretiosum
Lineage: Eukaryota; Metazoa; Arthropoda; Insecta; Hymenoptera; Trichogrammatidae
Product: alpha-tocopherol transfer protein-like
Exons: 7
Coding region: 254-1228 (324 amino acids)
Cellular component (GO): membrane
Molecular function (GO): phosphatidylinositol bisphosphate binding
Source: RefSeq, a predicted model, not a curated record